AACUUCCUCUCGGUGGUGACAGAGCAACAUAGUGAGAGGCUGAACAUCGCUGUAAGGAAUCAUGGAUUACAGUGAUUUUAAUUUCAUAUAUCCUGAUGGUAAUUUCACAUAUCCUGAUGGUAAUUUCACAUAUCCUGACAUUAUUGAGCCUGUGACUCCUGAGAUUCUGCCGAUCCAGAUAGUGGCCCUGGUCAUGUACAGCCUUGUGGUCCUGCUGGGUGUGCCUGGAAAUGCUCUGGUGGUGUGGGUGACGGGGUUCUGCAUGUCCCACUCUGUCACCUCCCUCUGGUUCCUCAACCUCGCUCUGGCUGAUCUUCUGUGCUGCCUCUCCAUCCCCUUGCUUAUGGUCCCUCUGGUCCACGACGACCACUGGCACUUUGGUCCGCUGGCCUGCAUGCUCAUCAGAGGCCUGUUUUACCUGGUGAUGUACUGCAGCAUCCUGCAACUGAUUGUGAUCAGCGUGGAUCGUUUGUUGCUGGUCAUCAGACCCAUCUGGUGUCAGAACCACAGGCGACCCAAACAGGGUGCUUAUGGAUGUGUUGCUGUGUGGGUCCUGGCCCUGAUAGGCAGUAUCCCACAGUUUGUGUACGCCAAGGAGAUUGAGGCAGGUGACGAGAAGAGAGAGUGUAGGAUGGAGUACACUGUAGACAGUGCCUGGUCUGUUUUUGCUUUUCGCUUCUUGAUUGGAUUCAUUAUUCCUUUCCUGGUUAUUCUAGUUUGUCACUUGGUGGUUUUCAGCAACACACAGAGGAGAAUGACACGUAGUCGGACUGGAUCCAAAAAAACACUGAGGGUCGUCAUCUCUGUGGUGCUGAGCUUCUUCUUGUGCUGGAUACCUCUGCACAUCGUGGAUUUCCUCAUACUGACCACCCCUCGGGGUACUUAUGUGAGUCCCAAACUUCACGUGGCACACGUUAUAGCGCUCUGCCUGGCUUACUUCAACAGCUGCCUCAACCCUCUGCUCUAUGUGUGUCUGGGUCAAAGCUUCAAAGACAGCAUGAACCGCUCCCUGCGUAACAUCCUCCACUUCAUGGGCGAGGAUUCAACCACCAAGAAGAGCGUUACUAAUGUGGAGACCAAGAGCACCAGCAGUGGCAAAGAAAUGACAAAAAUAUAACUUUCUUGCAUAUGGAGGACUGCUGUAACAUAAACAUUUCUGUCAUGAAGUUUAGCAAAAGACUUUGGCUUUGAUUUAAGUCUGUGAACACAAAUACACAAAAGUGCAUUCAUUUUUACGAGUUAAGAAAAAUUUUUUCCAGUGAAUUUGGGUGGUAAGUCAAGUCAAUUGUCAAGAUUUCAAAAGCAGAACUGAUAGUUACACUGUAAGGUUUCUGUAAAAAUCCAUGUCUUACGCAACAAAACUCAUGAAAGUUCUAUUUUUGGCUCUCACAGAAGAAUUACUUCAGAGCAUCAUGUAUAUGAUGUAUUUUCUGACUUUUUGUCAUGUUUUAGUGUAGUUUGGUAGCAGAAAUAAAAUACAUAGAGAUUUGAUUGCUUUUUCGCAGUGAUUAUAGAAAGAUGCUGAUUACAACUUCUUGUAUACAUGCUGUUUUCAUAGACCACAAGAGGGAGACACACUCUAAAUGGCUGCACACUUUGCUGUAGAACUCUUUGAAAAUAAAUCAAAACUGUUAAUACCAGUUAUAACUGCUAUUAACAGUUAUGAUUUUCAGUUAUCUCUUUUAAGCCCCAGUAUGUUUCAGACCCAUAGAUCCUGCGUAGGUGCUUAGAUUCUAUUAAUAGCUGGAUGGUCGACAACUCUCCCCAAAUUAAUGAAGAAAAAUCAUUAAGCUGGUUGUUUGUGCCCCUGACAGAUUUGCGUGUAAUGGAAAAUCUUGCUACAUUUUGCUAAAUCAGGAAUCUUGGAAUAGCUUUUGACUUUUGCUUUCACUUUGAAUGUUCAUCUCAAAUGUCUGCUUAAGAAACAUUGCCAAGUGAAGUCCCACGCUCUGAAUUAAAAUGUGUUUUUCAUGCA
This is a messenger RNA of Oreochromis aureus, 1975 nucleotides long. Its product is annotated as C5a anaphylatoxin chemotactic receptor 1-like. Gene Ontology annotation, cellular component: plasma membrane. The coding region runs from base 62 to 1117 and encodes 351 amino acids. Gene Ontology annotation, biological process: complement receptor mediated signaling pathway; phospholipase C-activating G protein-coupled receptor signaling pathway; positive regulation of cytosolic calcium ion concentration. The record is from RefSeq and is a predicted model, not a curated record. Lineage: Eukaryota; Metazoa; Chordata; Actinopteri; Cichliformes; Cichlidae. The transcript is spliced from 2 exons. Gene Ontology annotation, molecular function: complement receptor activity; G protein-coupled receptor activity.